AAGAUGCAUAUGUAGAAUACAAACGAGAGAAAACUCAGCCCAACAAGAAUUCGCAACAGCCUGCUCAGGAUGUUUCCAUCCCAGUAGAAUUUUCUACUGAGAAUGAUGCAAAAGAUAAAGAGGAGGAAUUGAAAAAUGGCUCUUCUAGUAUAGUUGAAAAAAGCGCCGUAAUUGAUGAUCUUCCAUCAUACGAACUUGCAUCGACCGACGUUACUCCGGCAUAUUCGGUAUCUGAUCCUUCUAAACAACAUUCUGAUCCUUCAGCUGUUGCAUCAACACCACAACGAAGAGGUGUUUCUAGAUUUGCUAGAUGUUGUUGUCUUCUUUCAUCGUUAAUAGCAAUAUCAAUUAUAUUAGCAGUAAUUUCUAAAACAAAUAGAAAUACAUGCAAUAGUCUUAACCCAGGUGCUACUACUCCCAAUAUUUCAUCUUAUGAUCCAAAUGUUUUUACUUCAUUUACUAUGGAUUCAUCCGAUACUGCUACUCAGAAUGAUGGCUUUUUGAGUCUUCGGACUUCUCAAAAUCCUUCUCCUGAUGUAACAAAUGUCACAAUAAAUACCUAUGUUGCUUCUCCUAAACAAGGAAACGUGUACGUUACUGAUGACCCUUCAAAUUCCAAUUACAAAUUAUCAUUUAAAUCAGCUUCAAACAGUCUCUUUAAUAUCUUUGGCCCGCCUGACUCUUGUUUCCGUGCUCAUGUAGACCUAAUCUUGCCACAAUCAAGCUCUUCUAUGGCUAUCGGUGUUGAUAACUUUGAUGUUAUUCUUGGGAAUUUGUCUUAUCAAUUUAUCAGCGUUCACACAACUACUGGUGAUAUCAAUCUUAAUAGAUUUAACGUUACAAGCGCAACUUUAUAUUCAGAAAAUGCUUCUAUCUAUGGAAGAAUAGUAUCUCUUUCAAAUACUCUUAUCGUUAAUCAAACUUCCAAUGGUGAUAUCAGUUUAACUAUCAAUAUUGCAAACGCUACCAGUCCCAAAAUCUAUAUAAACGCAAAUCGCGGUAGGGUGAGAUUACGUUUGAGCAAUACUUUUGCUGGAACAUAUAAUGUAAUGACAAGCGGCAGGGCAUUGUUUAACAUAAAUAGGAAAAAAACCAAUUUACCAUCACAAGGUUCAUUUGGCAAUGGUACUGGGUUAUUGGAA
Racocetra persica is the source of this 1142-nucleotide messenger RNA. The record is from the annotation of a GenBank genome assembly. NCBI's taxonomy places the organism in Eukaryota, Fungi, Glomeromycota, Glomeromycetes, Diversisporales, Gigasporaceae.